Messenger RNA from Platichthys flesus (European flounder), 6122 nucleotides. It is a transcript of the gene cntn2, whose product is annotated as contactin 2. Lineage: Eukaryota; Metazoa; Chordata; Actinopteri; Pleuronectiformes; Pleuronectidae. The coding region runs from base 7 to 3411 and encodes 1134 amino acids. Gene Ontology annotation, molecular function: cell-cell adhesion mediator activity. Gene Ontology annotation, biological process: brain development; cell-cell adhesion. The transcript has 23 exons. The record is from RefSeq and is a predicted model, not a curated record.
CCUUGCAUGCGCCUUAUAGAUGCGUGUAGACGCAUAGAGAGGGAAAGAGAGAAAAGGGCGCAGUAUUCAGGAGGAGAGGAGAACAGGAUAGUAUCAAGGUGUGAGAGCAGUCUCUAUCAUCUGAUCCACCGAGCAGCAUCACGUCGCCUCCUGCUCAACACCCGCGACUCCGCAGCGCCACUGCUGCAUCUCAGUAAGGCCUGUUCUUCCUGUGAGAUAAGGGGAACCCAUCUUAAGCUAUCUGCUCCUGAUCUGAUUGUGAUCCUGUUGUAUCCAGCUGGGUCCAGGAAAAUGGAGCGUUGGAUGUGUCUGCUGGUCCUCAGCUCAGUGGCUCUAAAGGAAGCUGCGGGUGGCGAUGUGUGUGUGUCGGGUCAUGACAGUGGGCCAGUGUUUGAAGAACAGCCAAGCAGUUCAAUUUACCCAGAGGGCCUGAGUGAAGGGAAAGUUACCCUCAGCUGUCAAGCCAGAGCAAGUCCAGCUGCUUCAUACAGAUGGCUUGUGAAUGGCACGGAUGUCCCACUUGGUUUGGACCUGCGCUAUACCCUUGUGGCUGGUAACCUGGUGAUCAGCAGCCCUGAGUCUUUUCGAGACACAGGCUCCUACCAAUGUCUGGCCAUCAACCGUUGUGGAAUUAUCAUCAGCAGGGCAGCAAACCUCAAAUUUGGCUACGUCCACGACUUCCCACCUGACAGCAGGAGUCCGCAGACAGCAUAUGAGGGUAUGGGAACAUUCUUGGCCUGCCAGCCACCUCCACAUUACCCAGCUCUGUCCUACCGCUGGUUCAUCAAUGAGUUUCCCAACUUCAUCAAGAAAGAAAAUAGCCGUUGGUUUGUGUCGCAGCUCACGGGGAACCUGUAUGUGGCUAAAGCAGAGCUAAAUGAUACAGGGAACUACUUCUGCUUCACCACUAUCAACAUGGAAAUCAGCACCAAGAGCACCUUCAGCAAAGCAAACCAGCUCACUGUUCUGCCUGAUGACAAUCCCAGGAAGUCAGCUCCAAGCAUUAAAGUGCGCUUCCCAGCAGAGACUUAUGCUCUGGCAGGACACACCGCCCAAUUAGAGUGCUUUGCCUAUGGAAAUCCAGUACCGAAACUGCAAUGGAAGAAGGUGGACGGACUGAUGCCCUUCAAGGCGGGCUCUACUGCAGAGAGUCCCAUCCUCAUCCUGCCAGAGCUGUCCUUUGAUGAUGAGGGUGUUUACGAGUGUGAAGCUUACAACUCAGAAGGAAGUGAUACAUACCAGGGACGCAUCACUGUGCAAGCUCAACCAGAGUGGUUGCAGGUGAUGAGUGACUCAGAGGUGGAGAUCAGUUCAGAGCUGCAUUGGAGUUGUGUUGCUGCUGGUAAACCACGACCCUCUAUACAGUGGCUACGCAAUGGACAGCCACUCAGCACGCUGGACAGAGUGGAGGUGAAUGGAGCUCGUCUCAAGAUUAGUAACCUGGCCCUGGAGGAUUCUGGGAUGUACCAGUGUGUGGCGGAAAACAAGCAUGGCACCAUCUAUUCCACUGCUGAGCUCAGAGUCCAGGUUCAGGCCCCAGACUUCAGAUUAAAUCCAGUACGAAGGCUUAUUCCAGCCGCCAGAGGAGGAAAGGUGUUGAUCGAGUGUCGCCCUCGAGCUGCCCCAAAGCCUAGUCUGUUCUGGAGCCGUGGCACAGAGCUACUCACCAACAGCAGCAGAGUCACAGUAACUUCAGAUGGAAUCUUGUGGAUCCACAACAUCAGCAGAGCAGAUGAAGGGAAAUACACCUGUUUCGCUGAAAACUAUCUGGGCAAAGCCAACAGCACUGGUCACCUGUCUGUCAGAGAUGCUACAAAGAUCACGCUGGCUCCUUCCAACGCUGACAUCAAUCAGGGGGAGAAUGUGACCCUGCAGUGUCAUGCUUCCCACGACCCAACCAUGGAUCUGACUUUCACCUGGGCCCUCAACGGGGUCCUGCUGGAUUUGGAGAACACUGCCGGACCAUUCCACCGGGUGGAUGGGAAAGAAAACAUUGGGGAUCUGUUGAUUGUGAACACUCAGCUGAGUCAAGCUGGGUUAUACACCUGUACAGCUCAGACUGUGGUGGACAGUGCCUUAGCCUCGGCUAAACUAGUGGUACGAGGGCCCCCAGGACCUCCUGGAGGUUUACUAGUAAAGAAUGUUGCUGAGACAUCGGUGGAGCUGAGGUGGAGUCGUGGCUACGAUAAUCACAGUCCCAUUGGCAAAUAUAUCAUCAUGGGAAAAUCAUCAUUGUCAUCACAGUGGAAGAACAUGAGGACAGAGCCAGUAAACAUCGAGGGGAACGCAGAAUCAGCGCGUGUGAUGGGACUGAUGCCCUGGAUGGAUUAUGAAUUUCAGGUCAUCGCCAGCAAUAUCCUGGGAAGUGGAGAGCCCAGUGUGCCAACCCAUAUUAUUCGCACACAGCAAGCAGCUCCAACAGUGGCCCCAAGUGGACUUGCAGGAGGAGGAGGAGACCACAAUGAACUCAUUGUUACCUGGACGCCAAUGGCUAGAGAGUACCAGAACGGGGACAGCUUUGGCUACAUCCUGGCAUUUAGGAAGAAAGACGUAUUAUUAUGGACAGUGGUGAAUAUUCUUCAUGUGGAGUCAUCCCGCUAUGUUUACUACAAUGAAAGCCUGAAACCAUACAGUCCCUUCGAGGUGAAGAUCAAAGCUUAUAACCACAGAGGAGAAGGUCCGUUCAGCCAGAUUGCAGUGGUGCACUCUGCAGAGGAAGAGCCAACACUGGGACCAUCAAACAUUAAUGCUUCAGCACUGACCGCAUUUGACAUCCAGGUUUCAUGGGAGCCUGUCCAGCAGCUGAGUGCCAAUGGCAUCCUCAGAGGAUACGAGAUCCGGUACUGGCGACAGCAUGAACGGGAAGCAGCAGCAGACCGGGUGAGGACAGCAGGAUUGGAAACGACAGCCAGAGUAUCUGGACUUCGACCCAGCACCCGCUACCACGUCGCAGUACUGGCAUACAACAGUGCUGGCACCGGGCCUCCCUCUCCACGCACCACCGUCACCACCAGGAAACCACCUCCUAAUCGUUCUCCAGGCAACAUUUCAUGGAAGGCAGAUGACUCAUGGGUAAUGGUGCAGUGGGACCAUGUGAAGGCCAUGCACAACGAGUCUGCUGUGCUGGGCUACAAAGUCCUGUACAAACAUGAGGGCCAGACAGCGCUGAAAGUUUUCAACAAAGCAAAAUCAUCAGUGAGUCUGCCGCUGCCAAAAGACAAUGGUUAUGUUGUGCUGGAGAUUCGGUCCUGGGGAGAGGGCGGGGAUGGGCCUGCACAUGAGAUCAUUGUGUCCAGAGACUCAGGAACUGGUAGGAUGGUACAGAACAAGGCCGCCUCUAUACUUUCCAUUCCUCUUUGCGUCCUCAUGGGCUUGGUUUUUCUCACUCUUAUGUCUUUGUCAGGCCUGUAAUCUCACCCUGUCAUAGGACUUCUUUAUUUUGAAUAGCUUCAAACUAUGCCCUUCUGUGUCCCAGCUUGUGUUUUAGCCUGGGUUGCCUUCUUGCCUUUGGGGAAGGUCGUACCACUGCAGGGAUGAGAAGAAUGGGGAGGAACUUUUACUUUUUUAAAUAAAAACAAAGAGUGUCCCAAAUGGGUUACAGGGAGCAUGGGAAGCAGUCUGAUUUUGUGUACCAGUGUCAAUAAAAACCAUGGGGACUGUCACAUUUGACCCCAAUAAUUUACAAUUGAAUAGGGCCAAAGUUUAAAAUAUGUAUGCAAAAGUCAUCCCUCUGAAAUGGCUGUUUAGAUUCAAAGGCUUUCAAACUGAUUUUUCACAAGGAAGUUUUCAGAUUUCUUCAUUUGGUCAUCCAGUCUUAGCAUAGUUCCUUCUCCAAAAACAGUCUAGUUGAGUAUUAUUUUAGGAAUAUAAUAUAUUAUGUACAUACAGUUAACAUUUUGCAAGCAACUUUAGGUUUUGUAUUUCCUGACAGCAGACAUUCCCACCUUGUGUGCAUUAAAGUUAAUUUCCCACAUGUACAACUUUUAAAAGGAGGAAGAUGUCAGGCUUUUCCCGCCAUGUUGCAAUCUUCAAACACAGCCAGGAAAAGUAUAUUUCCCAAAAGGUCAAACAGAACACAUGCCACUGCUCUUUAUCUGUUAACUCACCAGAAAAGCAGCACUUAAACAUCACAAUCUGCUAGUUACUGCAUCGUAGCACCUAUUUGUAAUCUUAAAUAAAACCAUUAAAAAAUGAAUCUACAUUCCUGUGAUGGUUCCCGCUACAUAGAUUUAUGAACCUACAAUUUCUGUUCUACAUUAUCACUCUUGCUUAUAUAAGUGACAGCUAUGUGAAUGUCUGGCUCUCUUUUCUCUGUAAACACACCGUUAAAGUAUCUUCCAAACUGAACUUGUUUUGGUCUCCUGCUGGUCUUGUUGCUAAGCCUGUGAAGAAAAACUACUUAGCACAUAUUGUGAUGAUAUUAAACAAUGUCUGUUUGUUUGUUUGUGUUUGUGCCUCACCUGUAAUUAUUAGUAAACUACAGCGCUGGUCCAAAUUAAUGUUUAUUUUUUUAAUGUAUUUUUGCUUUUGGGAGAAAUGAAAUUCAAGGGAUAAAUGGGUUUUUAAUUAUGUGUUUUCAUUUGCUGUUCCUACAUAGUUUUAGAUGACAAUGAUAUAAUGCUUCUAUUCAGUGUUUAUUGGGUUUAUUGCAGCUGAUUUUUACUGAUAGGUUGAUCUGAAAUAUCCAGGACAGCCGGUAUGAAUCACUGAAAGAUGUUAAGGAGUCGGUUAACAAAGUUAUCAUAUCAGUACAGUUAAUAGUGUUAUAAAUCAUCUUCAUUGUAAACCUUUCAACAUCUAUUAGCUCUUAUGUAACAUGUCUGAUUUAGUACUGUUAAAAGGAAGAACAUGAGAUUAUUGGCCAAGCUUGAGGAAGAACUGAUUUUGGUUUUGUAUAACUCCCAACCAAACAACAUGAUUCUGAUUUCUGUUGCUGGUUUAUAUUUGCUGCCAAAAACCAACAACUGUGCAUAAAGCAGUUAAUUAUUUUGUGUAUAGGAAUAUGAUGGUCCUGGAUGAGUUCCUAGUGCUUGUAUAUUAGCAGAAAAAAAUAAAAAACAAAGAAUCAAGGCUUGUUGAAUCACAUAAAGUAAUUGAAGGAGGAUAUAACCAUAAAACGUGUAAACAAGCUGGUGCAUUAAACUGGAAGAUUCUUAUUUAGCCCCUUAAUUCUUGACGUAACAUCCAAAUAAACCUGUCUUUUAUUAUUAUUAAUAUUAUAACAAAUAUUGUAUUAUCUUUUAUGGCUUGAUUAAACAUUUUAAUUUAUUUCACUUUGCAAGUGGUUGAAUGAUUAAACUACUGGAUUGUAUUAUGCUGUGCUUUAUUUUGUCUGGAAAAGAAUAGCUUUUCAUAAUGUGCUUCAAGAUUUAAAACAAAAAAGCAAAACCUGUACCCUGAAUUUCACUUUUAAGUUUAUAGAGCUGCAAUAAUUGUCACUAUCAUCCACAUGUCCUUUGAUAAAUUCCACAAGUGUAUCGUAUUGUUAUUCAACAAAUCUUAGGUCUUAUCAGGUCCUCCUCUUGGCUUAUAAGGACUUAAACCCAAUACACCUUUGGUUAAAGUAUCCCAUAAUGCUAUGAAUACUGACCUGGAUUAGUUCUCAGCUUCAGUGAUAAAUUAGAAGUGUAAGUUUUCUAUUCGAAUUGUUCUCAAAUUAAUUUAAAGCUCCUUCACUGUUUAUCAUUCAGAUAGGUUGAGCCUCACACAGCUACUUCUUCUUUGCACUAUAUUGUUCACAAGUUAAAAAUGGUAUUAAAACUGUUAGAUUAUGUCCAGGUUUUGUGUUUUUGUGCUUUACUCUGUCUGAAGUGUAAUUCAAAACCUUAUGUUCUCAUUGAGGAGCCAUAAAGUAAUUUCUUUAUGUCAGAGGGCUCAGUCAUGGAUGGAAUGUUCUGGCUUAAUGUAAAAGGUUACUAGUGGACUGACUGGUUUCAAGAAUAUGGUAUCAGCAAGUCUGUGUUAACAAUGGUUGGGUUGAUGCAUUAGCUACAGUUUGCUUUGGAUCUUUUCAUACUAGUGGGAGGGAUGCAACUUGUAAAUAUAAUAAAAAAUAAACACAAUGGAACUCUAUUGUAGAUAUGUGUGCAUUUACUACAGUACAAUACUACAUAAAACUGCUU